This is a messenger RNA of Pelobates fuscus (common spadefoot toad), 741 nucleotides long. Its product is annotated as scavenger receptor cysteine-rich domain-containing group B protein-like. Gene Ontology annotation, molecular function: serine-type endopeptidase activity. The transcript is spliced from 10 exons. Gene Ontology annotation, cellular component: plasma membrane. Gene Ontology annotation, biological process: zymogen activation. NCBI's taxonomy places the organism in Eukaryota, Metazoa, Chordata, Amphibia, Anura, Pelobatidae. Bases 1 to 741 code for a protein of 246 amino acids. The record is from RefSeq and is a predicted model, not a curated record.
AUGGUUGUGUUUGAAAAGACUGACGAAGGCUGGGAAAUGACAUCAGAGUCUUUGAGAACCAGAAGUAGAACAGAGGAACCUCCGAAAUCGGCGACGACAGAUAAUUUCCCUGUGCGCCUGGUGGGAGGCUGGGACAGAUGUUCUGGACGUGUGGAGAUUAAUUAUAACAAAUCCUGGGGUUCAGUAUGUGAUGAUUUAUGGAGCAUCCAAAGUGCAGCUAUAGUAUGCAAACAGCUGAAUUGUGGAUAUGCUCUUCAAGCUUUACAUAAUGCAUAUUUUGAAAAAGGUUCUGGAUACAUCUUAAUGGAUGAUGUGAAGUGCUCUGGAAGUGAGCAAGCCCUUUCACAAUGCUCUCAUAGAGGAUGGGGUGUUCAUGACUGCAGGCCACAUGAGGAUGCUGGUAUAAUUUGUUCAGGAUCCUCCGCUCCACCUGCUGGACUUAACAAAGAUUUCUAUCGCAUGCCAACAGGAACUCUAGCUACCUCUGCUACUCCUGAACAAAACACAGGUGUCUAUACAGGUGCUUCAACAAUAAGCCCAAGACUUAUAUUGUCUUCAACCUAUGCUAUAACCUCAGUAAGAAGCUCAGAUAUCUUAUCUACGUCUCAAGAGGUAUUCUCAGCCGCCUCCACAAGUAAUCCACAAGAAGUAUCAGUCUCAAGUUCAGUUAUCUCCCUAAGUAGUCCGGUACAGAAAACUGGCUCUAACUCAGGUAAAAUGUUUUUGCACAAUGAAAUGUGA